Messenger RNA from Vespula pensylvanica (western yellowjacket), 18117 nucleotides. RefSeq names its product obscurin (gene Obsc). Bases 321 to 17696 code for a protein of 5791 amino acids. The record is from RefSeq and is a predicted model, not a curated record. Gene Ontology annotation, molecular function: protein binding; protein kinase activity; ATP binding. The transcript has 37 exons. Gene Ontology annotation, biological process: synapse organization; homophilic cell-cell adhesion; protein phosphorylation. Gene Ontology annotation, cellular component: plasma membrane; axon; neuronal cell body. Lineage: Eukaryota; Metazoa; Arthropoda; Insecta; Hymenoptera; Vespidae.
CUCUCUCCGACGUAGCAAAAAGGAAAGAGUCCAAGAAAAACAAGAGAGGCAAUAAAAGUCGUGUCAAAGAAAACUCGGACAAAUCUAAUUCGGAGAUUCGAAAAAGUUGGACUUCAACGUGGCCGAGUCGUUAUGGAUCUUUCAAGAAGGCAUGAUCGAUCGAUCGAUCUUAGCAGAGAGCCCGCGUCAAGAAAUACGAAAAGGAACGUCGAAAGAGGGUCGUCGAGAUUAGAAUCGAUGCGAAAUUGAUGAUAUCGCGAGUAAGAACGUAAGGAAAAAAAAGAGAAGGUUGGAGAGAUCGUAGAGCGAGCUGGACAGAAAUGUCCUUUUGUAGGAUCACGGGGAGGAGCAGGGGCCUCCCCAAGCCAAAUUAUUUCCCCUUGCUGCCUCCUAUCAGUCCAGCCGAUGCUAAACGCUUCUGUCGCAUCACCGGUAAGUCUUACGGGCUUCCGACUCAUCAUUACAUUCCAGUACUUCUCGGCGUCCAUUCGCACGACAAGUCUAAAUGUAAGAUUACGAAUGCUGCCGGAUUUGGUCCUCAUCAUUAUACCGCUGGCCUGAUACUCGGCGAGAAAAAGAAGCACGUUGUUUUGAAAGAUUAUCGUUACGUGUUUCCGAUUCUCGAAGGCGAAAAUGAGCAACAAAGAGCUCUGAGAGAUCUUUUAAGCACGAAGAAGCCGUCGGUCGAAGAGGAAGAUCACAAAUUCGUUUACACGGUCGAAGAACGAAGAUGCAGUCUGGUUUUUCCAGCCAGAUUGGAAGCGGCUGUACGAGACGGGGAUGUCAAGGACGUUAUGCUCUCUCGAGACUGCGAUACCGUUCUCUUGAGACUGAAGCAAGGGAAAAAUGUAUCCGUCGAUUUUAAGAACUUGAAGGAUUUCGAGAAUCUUUACGACGGUCUUGGACCCAGCGAAGAAGUUCUAAAGGAGCGCGAGAGAUUAGAGGCUGAAGCUAGAAGACGCAAGAGAAAGAGACAGGCGGGUCUUAGUUACGCGAAGAAGAUAUUUGAGGAGAAAGAAAAGGCUGCGGAGGAAGAGGAACUUGAAAAAGCGAAGCAUCUCAAGUUGAGAAGCGUUAAGGAGGAGGAAGUCGAAGAGAAGGAGAUCGAGAACUGGAAACGAAUCGACUUGGAAGGUGCAAGGUUAAGGGCUUGCAAUAUAAUUACCACGACGAACUUGUUGAAGGAUACGUUCGACACUUUCCCAGAAUCUUUGGAUUUGAGCGCCUUUCAAAGAGAUACGAUCUCGUCGAAGGGUGUACCGUUGACGACUAAGUUGCCUACUCCAAUUAAAAUAGAACCCCAUACGUUUGAUCAGAGUACAGAGUUAUCGAGUACUUCGCCAAUUUCCGAACACACUGGCGGAUUCGAGGCUAUCUCGAUGGUGAAACCACUGACACCUUUGAAAAUAAAAUCCGAACCUGCUCUAGAAUCCGCCCUCACGAAUAUUUCGGUUAACGACUUGAAAGCAACCUCCAAUGUAAAUGCCAAGUUCACGGAAGUUGGCGAGACAGCACUCGAACGUCUUCCCAGAGUCGAGGAAAUUCCUGCUUUAGUGGAAAAAAUCAAGAGCGGAGAAAAGACUACGAUGCACAAAGUGAAAGGUCUAAAGUUGGAUAUCAAAAGUGCUCAAAGAUUCGUCGCAGGUCAAACAGUGGACACGCCGGUAGGUCCCAUUUUUGUUCCAGGGCAAACUUUGGAAACGCCUCAAGGCCCCAUAUUCGUUCCUGGUUUCACGGUGAACACGCCGGACGGACCACUUUUAAUUCCUGGCCGAAUCAUGGAAGUUAAGGAACAAAAUGGCACAGGGACACCGUCGUUCGUCGCUGGACAAACUUUGCCAACGAGUAAACAGGGCUUGCAAUUUAUUCAAGGACAAACGUUUCACAACAGAGAUGGGAGUAGAUUCGUGCAAGGUCAAACUGUACUGACCGACGAAGGACCAAAGUUUGUGGCCGGCCAAAUAGCCGAUAACGGAAACUUCGUUCCUGGACAAACGAUUCUCACUCCGGACGGUUCGAAGUUUGUUCCCGGACAAACGAUCACGGAUCAUCAAGGAGAGCAAAUUUUCGUACCCGGAGAAAGCGUUAGAACUUCCGACGACUGGGAAUUUGUACCAGGGCAGCGUAUUCGAUCUCCCAAAGGCGAAACAAAGUUCGUACCUGGUCAGACGAUGGUAACGUCGCAAGGUGGUCACUUCGUUCCUGGACAGUUUGUCACCGAAGACUCUGGAGAGGGACACUUUGUGCCUGGAGUCAUCAAAGAGUCCGAGAACGGUCUUCAAUUCGUACCGGGCAUGACGUUAGACACACCGAAAGGGCCAAAAUUCGUCGAGGGACAUAUUUUGAAAACGCCGGAAGGGAAAGUAUUCGUUCCUGGAAAAACUAUACUCACCGAGGAAGGAUUUCAAUUUGCCGCUGCUAGUAAAUUUGACGAGGUUGUAUUCGCGGAGGCAGGACCGGUGGGCAUACCGAUAGAUUCGAAGACAGCUAACGCGAGUUCGAUGUUUAAUCGGAAAGAAAUUUUCGGUCAUAUGGUUCAAACGGAUAUCGGUGUCGAAUUUAUACCGGAAGGCUCGAGAAACUUACCAACGGGGAAAAGAAUCGUCCCGGGGCAAUUGGUGCGCGGUGGAAAAGACGAGCCGCGAUUCGUACCGGGUGUCAUGACGGAGGAUGGUUUCCUUCCUGGUCAAAUAGUAAUGACGGAAAAGGGGGAACAGUUCGUGCCAGGUCAAGUGAUCGAUACGAGCGGUGGGCCAAAGUUCGUCCCGGGACAAAUGGUCGAGACGCGUACAGGACAAAAAUUCGUUCCCGGACAGACCGUCGAAACAGCCGAUGGACCGAGAUUCGUUCCUGGUCAAAUAGUCGAUACGAAGGUUGGACCAACUUUUAUACCUGGUCAAGUGAUCUCCACGGAAGACGAGGGUUCUCGUUUCGUGCCUGGACAGGUCGUUGACACUCCGGAUGGGCCUCGUUUCGUGCCAGGUCGGGUCGUAGAAUCGGGAGAGUCUGGUAUCACUUUUGUAUCGGGUCAAAUCGUGCAAACGGAAGAAGGUCCACGUUUCGUAGCACCAGAUCUGACCGAUACGCCGGAAGGCGAGGUGGAAUUUUCCGUUCAAGGAUUCGAGGUCACUCCGGAGGAAUUGCGUCUUCUCAGACCAAACCACUUGCAUUACAAUCCGUAUACCUUGUGUCAUGGAGAGAGUAGCAUAGAUGCUAGGAUGUUGCGACAAUUGUCAGAAGCUGGUCUGUCGAUCGGUAGAAAGGUACUUGCAAAUUUACCCGCGGUAGACGUGGACGUCGAUCCAAAGGCUGUAGCUUUGGAACAAGCGCUGGUGAUGGCAGAGAAGCUUGGAUUACACGGUAAUGCGGCCGUAAAAAUGGCCCAGGUAGUUUCUACCGUGGCACAGUUGGCGAGAAACAUGGCGCAACAGCAAGAACGAGAUGGCGAUCGAUCGGACGUAAAAGGCUUGACGAAUGGUACGAAAUCGCCGAUCACGAUUAAUGGCGUCAAGGAAACGACGAACGGCGAGAAAGAAAAUACGAGGGAUGAUUGGCUACGAGAUGCGAUUAAAACAGCGAUGGCGUCUGCGGUUUUAGCGCUAUCCGGUAACGAUGAUAACGAAACCUUGAAACAAGACUUGGUUUAUUCGUCGAUUACCGAAGCGUUCAAUGUAUUGCUACGUCAGAAAGAGGAGAGCAUGGAACAAUCGGUAGACAAAGUCCUUCGUAUUCUCCUGAUUCCGCAAAAUCGAAGUGAACUUUGCCAAAGCACUAUGUUGGAAUUGAUAGACGACUCGAAGAACAAUAAAGUGGAUAUACUGAGAUCUACGAUAGUGGGCCAGACGUUGAAAGACGACGUCGUACUCGAGAGAUUAUCCAUGGUUCUCGAAGAGGAACAUGGCACCGAUUUGAUCGGACCAGCGUUCAGAACGGUAUCGAAAAACGAUCCGGAAUUGGUUUCGCGAGUUCUUCAAAAAGUGUCCGAAGAAGUGGCGAGCGUAGCAACGGAGAAAGAGGCUGCCGAGACGGUACACAAAGCGAUUGUUCAAGCUGUUCGAGAAUCGAGCGAAUUACGGGUGAAAGAAUUGUUGAACGACGAGGGUAGCAACGUGCGGGAAAUGCUACUUCAAGCUGUGGGAUUGGCUCGAGCUCUUGGAAUGUCCAGCACGGCCAGUAGUCUUUUAGCCGUGAUCAGCGAUGACAAAUCUACUCGUGCUUUGGCCAGUGACAGAGUCACCUUGGACGUGUUAAAGAGAUUGACGAUUAUGAGAAAAUUAGCCGAGGAAAGGCCACCUUUCAUGAACGCUCUCGGACAGCUCUGUAGCGAUCCGGAAUUGGCCAGAACGGAUCCACGCCUUAGAACUCUCGUCAGAGAAAGCGCGGCACUGAUGAUAGUUCCGGAAGAAGCUCCGUUGCAAUCGUCGAUCGACGUACCAACGGCGUUGCUUCACGCUGACAACAGUUUAGCCAUGGAGGAGUUCCUUAUGAGAAGAAGUCAUAAACCAACGUCGAUCUUUAUGAUACUUAAGCAAGGUUUGCAGGCUGUCGUACCUAGGGAAGCCUCGAGAUCGGUCUUAACCGGACAAGUAGCCUACACCGUUCUCGACGAAGACGGUAUUCGUCAUUUCGAGCCGUUACACGUUUUCUCGGCUCUCAGAUUAAAUCGGCCAACCGCUCAUCGCUUCUCCAUGUACUGUUGCCCCGUCGCCAGAGAAGAAGAUAUCGAUGCUGAAAUGACGUCCACGUUCACCGGAACAAUCUCGAUAACUAGUAGUCUCGAAGGCUCGGCUAAUGGACUCUGUCAGAAGCAAGAUAACGUUGCCGUUGCUCUGUCAAGAUCCGAUAGGUCUUUCGGUAUUUCGGGUAGUAGGGAAAAUACGCCGAGCUUCAAGAGAUUAAGCAGUAUCUGUCAGGAGAAUGGUAGCGAACGGAAACCAUUGGAUAAUUACAUCGUCGUAAAGGAUUACACGAACGAGACCGAUGGCUUUACGGUGAACGUCGGUGAUAUCGUCGAAGCUUUCGAAUAUGCCGAUCAUGCAAAGAAAAUGAAAAUGGAUCCCGAGUUGGAAAUUGGUGAAAUCUACGGUAUAUUGGACAAUUCGGCCGCAAGACACAAGCUGUCCAUUCGACCUCGUCGAAAGUAUACUGAUCCGCGAGCACGAAGUAUUUCAAGGUCGAACUCGGACAGUAGCCUCCAAAGAGUGUACGUUCGUACAGCCGAUGGAAGAGAAGGAUGGCUACCAAUGUCCAUUCUAAUGCAAACUACUCUCAGCGAAGAAAGUUCCGCCACGACUGGUCAUCAUCGACCGGAAGACUCUCAUUAUCGAAGAGAGGCAGUGGUGAAGGAACUUGUCGAAACGGAGGAGGAAUUCGGCAGAGACAUUCAAUUGGUCGUUGAACGUUACUUGAAACCACUCGACAAUCCAGACGUUCCACGUAUAGUUCGCGAUAACAAAGACAUCAUCUUCACGAACCUGAAGCAAAUCGCAGACUUUCACAAUACAUCGUUCGGCAGGGUGUUGAUCGAGGGUGUUAAAUACUAUGCGGAUCAGCCACGCAUGUUGGGAAAAACUUUCUUGAGACUGGAACGUGACUUCGACAAACAUGUUGCUUAUUGCCGGGACGAACCACUUGCUCAGGAAUUUCUUCAGAUGAACGAUCAAGUACGAGAAUACUUUGAGGAGCUGAGCCAGACUCUCGGUGACGACAAGAGCGUAUCAGAGCACUUAAAGCUUCCGAUACAACGCAUAAACGACUACCAGCUUCUACUGAAGGAACUGGUGAAGUAUUCGACACGACUAGGUGAAAACUGUGACGAUCUCCAAAAAGCUUUGGAGUUGAUGCUAGGUAUUCCUCACAGAGCAACCGAUAAUAAAUUUAUUAGUAAUAUCGAAGGAUACAAAGGCAAUAUACAUAAACUUGGUCGAUUGCUAACACACGAGUGGUACACAGUUAUCGACAAGGACGGAAAAAGCAAGGAAAGGUACCUAUUUCUCUUCAAAGCUCGAAUUCUCAUCUGUAAAGUAAGACGAAUUUCGGAGGACAGAUCAGUUUUCGUCCUAAAGGAUAUUAUUCGAUUGCCGGAGGUAGAAUUGAAAGAUCAUCCGGAUAAUUUACGUUCUUUUGAAUUACACAAUCCAAGUCUCCCUGGUUAUCCCAUCACUUUAAUAGCACACAAGGAUCCGGUGAAAGCAGCCUGGUUAAAAGAAAUUCGGCAAUAUGCCAGCGAUCUAGUCGCUUUAGCGGAACACGCAGCAGACGAUUUACAAUUAGAGGAAGUACCAGAGGGAAAAGAGGAAAUUAAACUUCAGGAUUCUUCGAAAGCGGAGACAAUAAAAGGGAAUCCUGGACCGCCAAAGUUAGAAGCAGUAAAAGGAAAUCCAGGGCCACCAAAGCCAGAAUUAGUAAAAGAUAAUCCAGGACCAGCAAAAUCAGAAGCAACCAAAGGAAAUCCAGGACCGCUUCAAACAACAAAUCCGUCGAAUCCAGGUCCUCAAAAAACUAAUCCUUCUAAUCCAGAUCAAGAAAAAGGAAAUCCAUCGAAUCCUGGUCCACAGAAGGGCAAUCCAUCGAAUCCUGGUCCCCAGAAGGACAAUCCAUCGAAUCCAGGUCCACAAAAGGGCAAUCCAUCGAAUCCUGGUCCCCAGAAGGACAAUCCGUCGAAUCCUGGUCCACAAAAGGGCAAUCCAUCGAAUCCUGGUCCUCAGAAGGACAAUCCAUCGAAUCCUGGUCCACAAAAGAGCAAUCCAUCGAAUCCUGGUCCACAAAAGGGCAAUCCAUCGAAUCCUGGUCCACAAAAGGACAAUCCAUCGAAUCCUGGUCCACAAAAGGGCAAUCCAUCGAAUCCUGGUCCACAAAAGGGCAAUCCAUCGAAUCCAGGACCACCGAAUCCAACAACCGAAACUAAAGCUGAAGAAGGAAAUCCAAACAUGUCUCGUCGAUAUUCUUCGAGUCGCUUCAGCGCCUCGUCGAAGGUCGUAGAGGAGUAUUCAUCGGUAUCGAGCAGUCGUACUGGUGUCACUUCAUACGUCGAAUCAUCCUCAUCGGCUAGUGCCGCGAUGAUCUCCUCGUCCGUUCAUGGUAGCGAGAAAAUCAGCGAAACUUCGAGCUCGUACAAAACGGCUACCAGCGGAGGUUUAGAAUCUGGUGCUGACAGUAAAGCGAAAAUCUCAUUAGGUACCACUGAAACUGGGAAACCUAUCUUCCUCAAAACCAUCGCAGGAUGUAAUGUUGAACCGAGUCGAGCAAAAAAGGCUUUGAUACACGCCAUAGCUGGAGAAGUCGCUACAUUCGAGUGUACCUUGGUGUCGGCCGACGAGACAACGAAGAUACAAUGGCUUAAGGAUAACAAGCCGUUGCACGAUAAAUUAGCGGAUCGUGUGAUUCAAACGUCUGACGAUAAAAGCUUCAAACUUCAGAUACAAAAUGUUCACGAAUCGGAUUCCGGAAUUUAUAUCGCCCGUGCUAUGAACGGGGAUGGCCAAGCAACUUGUACAGCACAGUUGGUCGUCCAAGAACUAACUCCUGAAGAAAAGAAAGCACGAGCGGAAGCGAACUCUCCAAUUUUCUUAGUACGUCUAAAGGAUACUGAAUUAUUGGAAAACACUUAUUUACGUUUCAUGAUCAAAGUGAAAGGAGAUCCAAAUCCUGAACUUAAAUUCUAUAAAGAUGGCACGCUAAUCGAUUCGAGAAACGCACGUGUAACAAUAAUAACGGAGAAAGCGGAUAAAGGAUUCUACGAAAUGGUAAUACCUGACGUUCAAAAAGUCGACGCUGGUAAAUACAGCUGCACAGCGAUGAAUCGUUAUGGCGAAGCAACUUGCGAGGCUACGGUAACCGUGACAGAAGAUAAGCCGAUGUUUCCUGGAUUACCGGAAGGUCUUUUGGAACCUGGUGAAGAGCCUCAAUUCACUUGGCUUCGCGAUGGUCAACCUUUCGAUCCCGAGGAAAGAUUCAAAGUACUUUUCAGAGAUAACGAGGACACUCUCGCUUUGGUGUUUCAACAUGUGAAGCCCGAAGAUGCUGGUUUAUAUACUUGUGUUGCUCAAACGAGCACAGGUAAUAUAAGUUGUAGCGCGGAGUUGACCGUGCAAGGGGCGGUUAAUCAAUUACUGAGGGAUCCAGAGAAACCUAAACUCGAAUCAGAAUCAAAACAAUCUGAGGUAAGCGCGGGAGGUUCUGCAAUGUUGGACUUGCAAGUGAAGGGUUAUCCCAAGCCAGAUAUCACAUGGACCAAAGACGGGAAGGAAAUCGUUGCUGGUGGAAGAAUAAAAUAUCUUUGGGAAGACGAAGAAUCUCUAUCGUUGGUAAUAAAGAAUGUAACGACGAAAGAUGCUGGUAUCUACACGAUAAGAGCAAAGAACGAGCUGGGAGAGGAUACUACGGAAAUCGAGCUUAUCGUGAAGUCUGCUCCAAAAGUGAUCAAGAAACAAUCGGACACUACGACAAUCGUGGAAGAUACUUUAACGAUGACCGUUCAGGUAGAAGGUACUCCAGUGCCGGAAGUAAAGUGGUAUAAGGAUGGACAAUUGAUUCAAGAAAGCGAACGUAUCAAAAUAGAAAAAGAAGGAAGUGAUGUAUACAAAAUCGUGAUCAAAAGUGUUCGUAUGGAAGAUGCUGGAUCUUACUCGAUCGUUGCUCGAAACGAGAUCAAUCAAACCACAGAAAUAUGGAAUGUUACCGUAAAGAGCCCACCAAAGAUAAGGAAGAGAUUAGGUAGUAUCCCGGUAAUUAACGAAGGCGACUCUUUGACUCUGCUGAUCGAAGUAGAGUCAGAUCCAGAAGCUACAGUGAAGUGGUACAAGGAUGAACAGAUCGUCGUCGAGGAUGAGCGUAUAAAGAUCGUUCGAGAAGAAAACAAUUACAUAUUAAAGAUCACCGGUACAGUCGGCACCGAUGCUGCAGUGUACAAGACCGAAGUGAUUAAUACGCACGGUACUGUUUUGGAUCAAACCAGAGUCCAGGUAAGCGGUAUACCGAGGUUCAAGACAAAACUGACCAACCUUUCGGCCAACGAAGGCGACACUAACGUCGAAUUAGCGGUUGAAGUCGAUGGUUAUCCAAAACCAAGCGUUCAUUGGUUCAUCGGUGAUGUAGAAAUCACGGAAAAACGUACCGAGUACACUCGCGUCGAAGAAGGUGACCAUUACAAGCUCCUCAUGAAGGACGUGAAAGCUGAAAUGAAGGGCAGUUACACUUGCAAAGUGAAGAACGAAUAUGGCGAGAAUAAAUGCCAUGCCGACUUUAUAGUGAACACAAAGCCAAAACUUCUGAAGAAAUUGGCCGAUCAAAGGAUCAAAGAAGGCGAUACAUUGAAAUUAACAGUCGAAAUAUCUGGCACGCCUGAUCCCGAAAUAAAAUGGUACAAGGACGGACAGGAGGUAUCGGCUGAUGCAAGAAUCAAGAUCACUAGGGAUAAGCAACGAAAGGAGAGUUACGAUCUGACGGUAACUUUAGUCAAAGGCUCGGAUGGUGGUGCCUACGAAGUUCGAGCAGAGAACGAACUUGGAAUGGUCCUCAGCAAGAGCAAAGUCAUCGUUCUCACUAAAACGGAAGGAAGCACCGAAACGAUCGAGGAAGAAACGAAGACGAAGAAGAUCGAGAUAGAAGAAAUAGAAAUGGAGAAACAGCAAGCUGAAGAAUCAGGCCCGGAAGGUCGGUUCGCGUUGAAGAAAGAGAAGGUUGAGGUAGUACGAGAUGAAGCUGACAAAGUUACCAUCACCGUAGCAUCAACGACGACUCAUCAGUCAACGCUCACAGGUCCGGACGAGAGACACACGAUCAGCAAGAUGACCGCGACGAAGGUCGAAUUUCAGGAGUUAAGCUCGGAAGGGCCGACGGUUGAGGAAAUAGGAUCUUACAGUUACAUGCUGCAAGAAGAGAACGGACCGCAGAAGAUACAGAACGGCGUCUUCGUCGAGGAAUUCUCAGAGACCAGCGAUAAUAGCCGGUCGAGACUGCAAGUGAAUCGUGGCGUUUCGAUAAUUUCGGUAUCGGACGACGAAUCAACUUUGAAAGCCAUUUCCAGGGAUGUUAGCAUGGACGACGUCCGAUAUGUCGAACUAACGGAUGAUCUUAAAUUAACGAACGGCUCUUCCGAAGAAUUCAAAAAUGUCGACGGCCAUACGAUCGAGAAAAAUGUCUUGGACGAGGUCAAACCUCUCAGAGCGUCCAGAUUGAACGAAACGAUUAUCGAGGAACUAUCCGUUGAAGAGUCAUUUUCCACGAAAGCUAGCGAAAUGACUUUGAGUCGAUCACAAAAAGGGACCGCCGAGGAUAGUCGAUUGAUCAGGCAGAAUUCGAAGUUAGAGAAGGCAGAGUCCGUCGAAUCGUACAAAGCUGAAAAAAGUACGAUCUCGAAAGAAAACUUACAAAAGGGAGUUCUGGUGGGUGAAGAAGAGGUCGAUGAAGAGCUCGAGGCUCUUCUAGAUCGCGUUAAACGACAACGUACCGUUCUUAACGAAAUUCUUGAUAAGGAACAAGGCGUGGAAUCAGCACCACCCCAUAUAAUAGAAUCGUCGUUAAAAAAUCGGAUGAUCUUUGAAACGCAAAACACUACCUUCGAGGUCACCACCGUCGGUUUGCCAAGACCUGAUGCAAAAUGGUACAAGGACGGCAAGAUCCUCAGAACUGGAGAACGUAUACGUAUCACCAAUGCAGGUGACAAGUAUCAGCUCGAACUGAGCAAAGCCACGCUCGAGGAUGCAGGUCUCUACGAGUGUAUCUUUACAAAUAAACUUGGGGAAGAUAUCGUACAAGGACAGUUGGAGGUUGGCACGGUCGACGAUUUGCGAAAACCACGAUUCGUAGAACCCCUUAGCGACGUUGACAUUGCGGAUGGUACGAAUGGGGAGUUCAAAGCUGUAUUUACGGCUGAUCCGGUUCCCGAAGUAAUUUGGUUCUGCAAGGGAUUGGAGAUCCCAAAUGACGAUUCAAGAAUCAAAUGGAAGAUGGACAAUAAGCCCGCGGCAGAUAAGUUGACCGAAAGUACGAUUACAUUGAAGAUACCUAAGUGUGGAAGUGAGGACACCGGAGAGUAUACGCUCAAGCUGGAAAAUAAAUGGGGCCAUGCCGAAAGCAGCGCCCUUUUGAGUCUUCUACUGCAACCGAACAUCGAAGAAUUUAAAGAUCUCACUGCACCGGUUGACGAACAAGCCGUAUGGGAGGUAAUAAUUAAAGGAAAUCCAAAGCCUGAGAUAACGUGGUUAAAGAACAACGAAGAAUUGACGAUAGGCAAUGAAUUCGAAACGGAAGAAGAUAGAAAGAACAACAAGUACAAACUUAUCAUCAAGAAUGUUAAUGUUGAACAUGGCGGAACAUAUACGGUUUUCGCAAAAAAUUACUUGGGUGAAUCAACCGCAGAAGCUUUACUAACUGCUCACCUUGAAUCACCGGUCUUUUUGAAAGAGCUAUCUCAAGUUUCCAUAAAUGAUCGGCAAGAUAUUGAAUUGAAAGUUCGCGUAUCUGGAAUACCAAAACCAAAGAUCGCUUGGCUAUUGAACGAUACGCCAAUAAUCCAAGAUGCGCGCCACGAAGUGAUAACUCACGUCGAGGGCCUCAUCGAUAGCACUCUAUACAUUAAAACGUUUUCUUCCGAUGACAUAGGAACAAUAAGUUGUAUAGCUAGCAGUAUCGCAGGAAGUGCACGGACUAGUUGCGAAUUAAAUAUGGUUUUCGAACCACCCUCGUUUGGUCACUUAACUUUACCAAAGUCUGUGAAUAUCGAUGAAGGAGAGCCAUUCGAACUCAAGGCCAAAGCGGACGGUAGCCCGAUUCCUUUAAUGUCUUGGUUUAAAGACGGUGAAUUACUCGCACCUAACGAUCAUAUUCAGAUCGAAAACCUUCCGGACGGUACUACGAAACUGACAAUUGAUAAUGUAAAUCCUGCGGAUUCCGGAGCUUACAAACUGGUGGCUUCCAAUUCAACGGGAGAACAAAGUGCACUUUGCGCAGUUGCUGUCACGCCUACCGCAAGAAGUCCAACAUUUACAAAGCCCCUGGAAGAUGUAAAAGCCAUCGUAGGACAGCCUCUCAAGUUACAAGCUCAAAUCGUUGCAUUUCCGAAUCCUCACGUUCAAUGGUUCAAGGACGGUAUACCGUUGAGAUCAACAAAAGAGUUUAAUUUCAUAAACGAGCCCAAUGGUCUCAUUGGUCUAAUAAUCGACAAAGUGCGACCAGAAGAUACAGGUACUUACUCCGUGGUCGUAUCUAAUAAACUCGGAGACAUUACCGGAGAAGCAAAGGUUGAGGUAGAGGAAAAAGAAAAGAGGCCAGAUUUCGUUGGAAGUCUUCAACCACUUUCCGUGGUCGAAAACUUGCCAGCAAAAUUGGAAGUGAAAGUAAUUGGUAAACCAACGCCCGAACUCAAGUGGCUGCACAAUGGCGAAGAGAUUGUGCCGGAUGGAAAUCAUUUGAAUAUCAUUAGUCAUCCGGAUGGUACUCACGCAUUAAUCAUCGAUAAAGCAACUCCUGAAGAUGCGGGAGAAUAUCAAGUUGUAGCUGGCAAUACCGAAGGAACGGCAUCUUGCAAAGCGAAACUCGAUGUAGUUGGCAAAUUGAGAGAGGACAUUCCACAAGAGAAGCCUACAUUCUUAACUUUGUUACGAGAUAUUUCGGUCGAGGAAGGCCAACCACUGUCAUUCAGUGCCUCCUUCAAUGGCAAUCCGAUACCAGAUAUUACGUGGACGAAAGACGGACAACCGCUAGAACCAUCUCAACGAUUGAUGAUGACAUGUGAUGGAAAAAAAGUAACUUUAGAGAUCAAUCCAUCCGAUGCCAAAGACCAAGGAGCUUAUGCUUGUUGUCUGACAAAUCCACUCGGCGAAGAUACAUCUAACGCAAAUGCCAAUAUCAGAAAGGUCUUCCAAGCACCAAGCUUUACGCAAAAUUUCACGGAUCUUCAGCAACUUCCUAACUUUGAUGCUAAGUUCCCAGCUAAAAUUAGCGGUAUACCAAAGCCAGAUGUUACGUGGUAUUUCAAUGACCAGCCAAUACUUAAAGAUAAUGACAAAUACAAGAUCAAACGGGACUGCGAUGCCUGCUGCUUGUACGUCAAGGAUUGCACGUACGACGAUAGUGGAGUUUACAAAUGCAAAGCAGUUAACAGAGCUGGCGAAGCUGAAUGUUCGGCAAACUUGGCAAUCGUUGAUAAGAUCGAAAAAAUGCAAAAGAUAGAACCACCUGCAUUCUUGAAAAGAAUCGGCGAUUGCGAAGUUUACAAAGGGAUGCAAGCAAAAUUCACAGCUUGCAUUACUGGUAUCCCUGAACCGGAAUUCGAAUGGUUUCGUAAUGGUGACAAAUUGUGGCAAACCGAUCGUAUAAGAAUGGACCAAGAAGGUAGUUUACUUCGUUUGACGAUAGCUAAUGUCGAUGAAAUGGACGGAGGCACAUACCUAUUAAAAAUACAAAAUCCUCAUGGAGAAGACUCAUGUACCGCUGAAAUGAUCUUUGACUCUCUCGAGCCACGUGCGAAGCGACCGUUGGCAUCACAGUACAUAGAAUAUGACAAAUAUCAAAAGACAGGAAUACCAUGGCCUCUAGCAGAUAGACCAAUCAUUAGUCGUAUGAUGGAUCGACAUUUGACACUUUCUUGGAAGCCUUCCAUCCCGUUAGGACCACGCGCGCCGGUGACAUAUCUCGUAGAAAUGUGCGAACUACCGGACGGUGAUUGGUUCACCGCUCGAUCCGGAUUGCGCAGUUGUGUCUGCGACAUCCGCAAUUUAGAACCUUUCCGUGACUACAAAUUCCGUAUACGAGUGGAGAACAAAUAUGGCAUCAGCGAUCCUUCGCCAUUUGCACAAACCUUCCGAGCCAAAUUAGAACCCGAUCCACCCAAAUUCUUCCCUUAUUUGCCACCUGGUAUAGAUUUUCGCCCAGAGACCAGUCCUUACUUCCCCAAAGACUUCGAUAUCGAGAGACCGCCCCACGAUGAAUACGCUCAAGCACCUAAAUUCCUUCGUCAAGAAUACGAUGUUCAAUAUGGCGUAAAGAAUCACAAUUGCAAUCUCUUCUGGUUCGUUUAUGGCUAUCCAAAGCCAAAGAUGACUUAUUAUUUCAACGAUGAAUUGAUCGAAUCUGGCGGUCGAUACGAUCAAAGCUACACAAGAAACGGACAGGCGACUCUGUUCAUCAACAGAAUGCUUGAGAGAGACGAGGGCAUGUACGAAGCUGUUGCCACAAAUGAACAUGGAGAAGCACGUCAACGUGUUUGCUUACAAAUCGCAGAAUACCCAACGUUUAUCGUUAGACCCGAGGAAACUAUUGUGAUGGUACGAAAAUCUGGUCAAUUGAUAGCCCGUGUCACGGGUGUUCCGUUCCCUGAAAUCAAAUGGUACAAGGAUUGGAAACCGAUCACUACCACUUCGAGGGUUAAGAUCGAUUUCUCCGAGCCGGAUACAUCUGUCUUAACCAUCAAUGAAGCUAUUGUCAAGGACGAGGGAUUAUACUCGAUUAGCGCGAGAAACAUAGCUGGAUCGAUAUCGCAUUCGGUCAUGAUACACGUAGAAGAAAAUGAAUACGAUUACGUGUACAGAACGUAUAAGAGAAAGACUGAAAUUAAACUACGUAGCGAUAAACCCUACAACGAUUUCUAUGAUUUGGGUGACGAAUUGGGUCGUGGUACUCAGGGUAUUACGUAUCACGCCGUAGAGAGGACUACUGGAAGAAAUUAUGCUGCUAAAGUUAUGCAUGGACGUGGAGAACUGAAACCGUUUAUGUACAACGAGUUAGACGCUAUGAACCAUCUCAGUCACCGAAAAUUGUUACGUUUGCAAGAUGCUUACGAAACCGAUAGUUCGGUCACUUUGAUCAUUGAACUAGCUGCCGGGGGUGAAUUAGCAGAUACUCUAACGAGACAAGCACAUUAUACCGAGGCAGAAAUUGCCGGAUAUAUACGACAAGUGCUCUACGGCCUGGAAUAUAUGCACGAUAAUCACUAUGCACAUCUUGGUCUAACGCUUGGAGAUCUUCUGAUCUCUCACACGGGUGGCGAUGAUCUAAAGAUCGGUGACUUCGGUUUAACUCGAAGAAUAACGCAAACGAAAUUAAUGUUAUUAGCGUAUGGUAUGCCGGAAUACGUUGCUCCAGAAGUCACGAACAACGAAGGUGUCGAUUAUGCCGCGGAUAUGUGGUCUCUCGGUAUCAUAACGUACAUUCUGUUAUCCGGAAUUUCACCGUUCAGAGGUGUCAACGAUAGAGAAACAUUAACGAAGAUCAGACAAGGAGCUUGGGACUUUGAUGACCGUUGGAAAAAUAUUUCUAACGAAGCCAAAGACUUUAUUCGUAGUUUGUUGGUCUAUAAUGUUGAAAAACGAAUGGAUGUUAAGGCCGCUCUUAAACAUCCUUGGUUGGAAUACGCGGACAAAUCACCAUUAGAUUUAUAUAAAAUACCUUCUGAAUAUUUGAAGACCUAUUACAAACUUUACAGAGAUUGGUAUAGCAACGCGUCCUGUCGUACCUGGUAUCGUAGACGCAAACUCAGUAGUGCGUUUGAACAUCCGUCGAAGAUGGUUUAUCCACCUGGGCAUAAAUACACGCCUGAACCAAGUGUUGAACGAUACAGUCCAACAGGAAAACCUGUGCCUAGAACUUGGGAAAAUCAGGUACCUUCGAGAGAACCGAUCGACACGGAAAUUGGACUGAUUAAGAGCGAGAGUCACUAUCAGUACGGUCCAGACACUUAUCUUCUACAACUUAGAGAUACUGAUUUCCCAGUACGAUUACGCGAAUACAUGAAAGUCGCCUGUAAUCGCAGUCCAGGAUAUUCGCGUACGAUCACCGAAGAAAAUGGCUACGAUUGGAAGACACCAAUAAUACGUGAACGCCGUCGUUUUACCGACAUCAUGGACGAAGAAAUCGACGACGAACGAAGGGCCAGGAUAAAUAGAUAUGGAUCACCCGAUACAUUCACGUUGAGACGAUUGAAACACGAAUUAGGCACUCGUCUCGAUAGUUAUGUCGAGGCCGAAGCUAUGAUAGAGUCCAAAAAGGAAGGAAAUCUACCAUUCUUCCGCGAGAAACCGCAAAUACGGCCGAUUGAGGAAGGAAAAGCAGCGCAAUUGAUGUGUCUUGCAGUAGGUGAUCCAAAACCACUGAUACAGUGGUACAAGAAUGACAUUGUCGUUCAAGAAACUAAAAGAAUAAAGAUCACGGAAGACGAAGAGGGCAGAUCGAUUCUCAGUUUCAAUCCCGCGAAAGAACACGACGCUGGGAUAUAUAAGGUGGUGGCAAGGAACUCUCUUGGGCAGACAGUAGCCAGAACUAGAAUGUUGAUAGCUUCGGUUCCCUGUGGUCCUGACUCGCCAGAGGCUACCGAAAUAUCGGAUACCCAGAUACUUUUACGUUGGAAGCAACCAAGAUACGAUGGCAAUUCUGCCGUACUGUGCUAUAAUCUUCAAUACAAAGAAGCCGAUUCUAUUACGUGGAUAGACAUUGGUUUCAAUAUAGACCACGAAUUUUAUCUAGUCCGAGAUCUCAAGCCAGACAUUUGUUACAUUUUCCGUCUAGCAGCGCGAAAUCGAAUUGGAUGGAGCGAGAAGGGUAUUCCUUCGAAGGUAAUUAAAACAAGACCACCGGGUAUACCUCAGAUACAAAUAACCAGUGCUAUGAGACAUCUUCAAGAAUUAACGGAGUCUGGACAAGAGAUUGUACUCGAGGAAGAUAAGCCUCAUAUAAAUUAUUCUGUCGAGGAACAACCGGUUGAAUGGUCGACUGAAACGUUAACAAACAAAUACAGCUUCAUUUCUGAAUUAUGCCGUGGUCAAUUCUCUGCUGUGGUCAAGGGGAUCGACAAGUCCUCGGAUCGCGUGAUAGUCGCUAAGAUUCUGGACCUUAGGCCAGAAAUUGAGAAGCAAGUAAAUAGAGAAUUCGAAGCUCUACGUUCUCUCAGGCAUGAGAGAAUAGCUCUCUUAGAGGCAGCAUAUAAAGCACCCGGGUCACCGUUAGCUGUCUUCAUUUUGGAGAAGCUUCAGGGUGCCGACAUUCUCACGUAUUUCUCUAGUCGACACGAGUACACUGAAAAUUGCGUAGCCAUGGCUAUAACGCAAAUAUUGGACGCGUUACAAUAUCUUCACUGGCGAGGAUAUUGUCAUUUAGACAUUCAACCGGACAAUGUGGUGAUGGCCUCCGUUAGGACAGUUCAAGUCAAAUUAGUAGACAUGGGAACUGCGCAGAAAGUUAGUAAACUCGGCACGAUGGUACCAAAAGCAGGUCACCGUGAAUAUAGAGCACCAGAAGUAUACAAUGAAGAACCUGCAUAUCCACAAACAGACAUUUGGAUGGUCGGUGUUCUUGCGUACGUGUUAUUAUCCGGAGUAUCACCGUUCCGUGGCGAUGAUGCCAGCGAAACGAGACAAAAUAUUUUAUUUGUUAGGUACAGAUUCGAAUAUCUCUACAAAGAAAUCAGCCAAGAGGCUACGCGCUUUCUCAUGUUGGUCUUCAAACGUGCACCGAGUAAAAGGCCGAUGGCUGAGGAAUGCCACGAACACAGAUGGUUAUUACCAACCGAGUUCAUGAUCAAAAAACGCGAAAGGUCUGUCUUUUUAGGUAAUAGACUAAAAGAAUAUAACACCGAAUAUCACGAAGAAAAAGAAAAACUGGCGUCGGAAAGCCAAAGCCUUGCAAGCGAAAGCCUUUUAGGUUCUACUCGAAAACUUAUAAGAUCAACGAGCAUACAAGAAGAAUUACUUACAACGGUCUAACGAUAAAAUUAUGCUUAAGAUACGAUUUUUCCAAUUAAUUUUCUCCGUAUGACUGUAAAGUAUCACAAAAACAUCUAGUCAGUCGUUAAGAGAGCAAGGAGGAGCAAUAGGGAAUGGAUUAAAAGAAUAUCAUACAAAAAUAUCCCGUUCCUUGUUUUCUUUUUUGUUAUUAUUUAUUUGUUACAACGUAUGAUUAAUUAUAUCGAAUAUUAUAUCAUCAAUUCGAACAUGAAUUUCAUUAAAGAAAAUCAUGAAAUUUCGACUGUUCAGUAUUCCGAUCAAUUUAAAUGGUUACAAUGGACACAAUGGUAUUGAAACUACGAAUGUAAUAAAUGAAAUUAGUGGACAUGAUUCAUAUCCUUUCAAAUUGUACAAAAAUCGUUACAUAAUAUAAUAAAUAAAUAUGAAAUAAUAAAUGCAA